Molecule: messenger RNA, 1867 nt
Organism: Megachile rotundata (alfalfa leafcutting bee)
Lineage: Eukaryota; Metazoa; Arthropoda; Insecta; Hymenoptera; Megachilidae
Product: proton channel OtopLc
Biological process (GO): proton transmembrane transport
Cellular component (GO): membrane
Molecular function (GO): proton channel activity
Source: RefSeq, a predicted model, not a curated record
UCGCGACGCCCCGCCAACGAUAAGCCCAUCGUCAGAGGCUGAUGGAAAAGACUGUCUCUCGUCGCCUCGAGGAAGAAUGUCGCAUCUACGAAGGCAGAGCAUGUCGUUGACUGCCGUUAUGAACCAUCGACGAGGUCUUCUCGGAGCGCUGAUUUCAGGUAUCGGCAGCAACAUGUCGUUGCCUUCCUGCCUUCCUCAGGAGCAGGAGUUGACAGCAGCACAAAAUGGCGCAGCGAGGACCGUGCUGAACAAUCAUCAAGAGAAAAACGAUCUCGAGGUCCACAGACACCGACCGAAUCUCCUGCAAUUGACCCCUGUCAACGCCGUUUGCGUUCCUAUGCACUUAGACCCAGCCAAAACUAAACAACAGAUGAUCGAUCAACAAAUGAAGCCCAUGGAGAGGAGAAAAUGUCAUCGGGAAAUGGUGUCGAUCAUGAGCACCCUCUACGCGAAAUUGCUGAUCGUAAUUGGAAUCGCUGUGCCCGUCACGGCCAGCGUUACCGAAAGGGUUCCGGCUUCUUUGAACCAGGGAUUUUACUUGUACCUCUAUUUGACCAGUGUCGCUUACGUGAUCGCGAUGUACGUUAUCGUGCUGAGGGAUAAGACCUUGAAGAAUCUCAUGCAGAAAAACGAGAAGGAACAGCAGACUUUCACGUUCGACGAGAAGGGUGAUCCCGUGAAUACGAAUCAGAUGCAACAAUACGGGAGCUUUUGUCUGAGACUCGGCGCGGUGGGAUUUGGCGCCGGCUCGCUGGUAUUUACAGGAUUGCAAAUUGGGGCGGAAAUAGCUUCCGGCCCGUUCAGGGCGAUUACACCGGGUGCCAGGUUGCUGUUGGUCACGGCCCAGAUGCACUUCAUAUUUCUCAACAGUAAAAGUCUCUGUCUGGCCAAGCACGAUGCUCUCGCGAAAUUAGGCCUGAUGCACAUGAUCGCGACCAACCUCUGCGAAUGGCUACAGGCUCUCGUCGAGGAGACGCAGCACGAGAUCGACCAACUUGGCAACACGCACGACGACGAGGACGGAAUACUGACGUCCCUUCUGAGGGACGCCAGCCCGUUUCUUUUCCCGUGCACAAUCGAAUUCAGUUUAAUUUGUGCGGUGAUACUGUUCGAGAUGUGGAAGAGGGUGGACGAGACGAUCGAUUCAAAGAGCGAGAAUCCGACCAGGUCUUCGUAUCAUCUUAGCAUCGAUUGCAGUAGCUCUCACAGAGGUCUCUUCGGCGGGAUACUGGUCGUCGCCGCAACCAUACUUAGCCUGAUCAUGUUCUUCGUGUUAAGAGAAGCCAAAAACGAAAUAGCGAUCGUUCAGGUGACCGCGUUGGAUGCGACGAUACUCAUGUUAGGAAUGGUCGCUUCCGUAGCUGGAACUCUGAAGCUGCAAGCAUUGCAGCAGAAGAUCCUCAAACAGUCGGAUCUGGAUACAACUUUGUUAGCUGCAGCUCAAGCCGGAGUCUACCUGCAUUGUCUAUUUGGAGUUGUAGGUGAUGUUCUAACUAUGGGUCCAACUUGGGUACUAUCUCUGAUCACGGAUUUAUUAGCCCUGAUACAGAGCACCAGCCAGACCUUGCUGAUCAAAAUCGCCUGGGGAAGACGUUGCUCGAGGAACGACAAACCGGGAAAGGAAUUGAUCACGUUCUUGAUAGUUGUCAACAUCGCCCUGUGGACGGUGAACACUUUGGAGAAGUCUCGUGCGGGCGUGCGUCCGGAUCACCUGAGAUUCUUCGGUGUCUGGGCUUGGACGAUCAUCACCCACGUAUCCAUGCCGCUGGCCAUAUUCUAUCGAUUUCACUCGGCCAUCUGUUUAUUCGAAAUAUGGAAAACAUGUUACAAAUGUCGGUCGAACAGCACUGUUCAAACUCCCUACUGA